CCUACAGCAAGAAAUUGAAAAUAAGGAUGAGCGCCAUGUCUGAUCCUCCGCUUGUGGAAUAGAGCGGACGGUAGAGCGAAUAUUUCCCGGGCCACGGGUCCCUGUGGGGAUUCGUUCCUGAUAAUGGCCGACAGCGCGGGGAUCCAGCAAGGUUCGCCGGCCAUCGGAGCUGCGGGCUCGGUUCCGGCCGCUCCUGGAGCCGCGGGGACGGAGGGCUCUGGCGCCGCUGGAGGAUCUGCACGUAUCGCCGUGAAGAAGGCGCAACUCCGCUCCUCUCCUCGGCCGAAGAAACUGGAAAAACUCGGAGUGUAUUCAUCCUGCAAAGCUGAGGGAGCCUGUAAAUGUAAUGGCUGGAAAAGUCAGAACCCCCCUCCUACUCCCCCGCGAACCGACCAGCAGUCCAACACAGUCAACCUGCAGGAGCCCUGCCGCAGCUGCUCUCACACUUUAGGUGAUCAUGUGACCCACCUAGAAAACGUAUCAGAGGAAGAAAUGAACAGACUUCUGGGUAUUGUCCUGGACGUGGAGUAUCUCUACACAUGCGUUCACAAAGAGGAGGACGCCGACACUAAGCAGGUCUACUUUUCGCUCUUCAAACUGCUGAGGAAAUCCAUUCUGCAGAUGGGUAAACCAAUGUUAGAAGCACAGGAGAGUCCUCCGUUUGAAAAACCCAGCAUUGAGCAAGGGGUGAAUAAUUUUGUCCAGUACAAAUUCAGCCACCUUCCAUCAAAGGAACGCCAAACAAUCGUGGAGCUGGCAAAGAUGUUUCUCAACCAGAUCAACUACUGGCAGCUGGAGACGCCCUCACAGAGACGCCUAAGGGUGCCCAAUGACGACUUAGCCGGGUACAAAGCCAACUACACAAGAUGGCUCUGCUACUGCAAUGUGCCUCAGUUCUGUGACAGUCUCCCCCGGUACGAGACCACUCAGAUCUUCGGCCGGACACUGUUACGUUCUGUGUUCACUGUGAUGAGGAAGCAGCUGCUCGAGCAGGCAAGACAGGAAAAGGACAAGCUGCCACCUGAGAAACGCACACUCAUCCUGACACACUUUCCCAAGUUCUUGUCGAUGCUGGAGGAGGAGGUUUACAGCCACAGCUCGCCGAUCUGGAGCCAAGAUUUCUUGGCAGGAGCAUCAGGGGGACAGAUUCCUAUUCACACAGUUAUCAGUGCGCCCCCUGUGGCCAGACCUUUGUACUAUAGCACUAGUCCAGUGUCAGUGGACCCCUCCACCUGUGGCAGCGUCAGUCCAGCCAGGAAAACAGCGUCCGUGUUGGAGUCAAACCCAGUUGGGGAGAAGCGUAAACCCUCCGAGCCCCUUCCACAUGAGGAAACCAAGAGACCACGGGUGGUGGGUGACAUCCCUAUGGACCUCAUCAAUGAAGUCAUGGCAACCAUCACUGACCCUGCCGCCAUCCCUGAGACCAAUCUGCUGUCAGCUCACUCUGCGCGGGACGAAGCCGCUCGUUUAGAGGAGCGCAGGGGGGUGAUUGAAUUCCAUGUCAUUGGUAACUCCCUAAACCAGAAGCCCAAUAAGCGGAUCUUGAUGUGGCUCGUCGGCCUCCAAAAUGUCUUCUCCCACCAACUUCCCCGUAUGCCCAAGGAGUACAUCACGCGGCUGGUCUUUGAUCCGAAGCACAAGACUCUGUCACUGAUCAAAGACGGCCGCGUCAUCGGAGGGAUCUGCUUUCGCAUGUUUCCGUCACAGGGUUUCACAGAAAUCGUCUUCUGUGCUGUCACAUCCAACGAGCAGGUCAAGGGAUAUGGAACCCACCUGAUGAACCACCUGAAGGAAUAUCACAUCAAGCAUGAAAUCCUCAACUUCCUCACUUAUGCUGACGAGUACGCCAUUGGCUAUUUCAAAAAACAGGGUUUCUCAAAGGACAUCAAGGUUCCCAAGGCCAAGUAUGUGGGCUACAUCAAGGACUAUGAGGGAGCCACACUCAUGGGCUGUGAACUCAACCCCAGUAUCCCCUACACAGAGUUCUCUGUUAUCAUCAAGAAGCAGAAGGAGAUCAUUAAGAAACUGAUCGAGAGGAAGCAGACUCAGAUCAGAAAAGUCUAUCCUGGACUUUCCUGUUUUAAGGAAGGAGUUCGGCAAAUUCCCAUAGAAUGUAUUCCAGGCAUACGUGAAACUGGAUGGAAACCUGUGGGCAAAGGGAAGGAACUGAAAGACCCUGAUCAACUGUAUAACACGCUGAAGACUAUCCUCCAACAUGUGAAGAGUCACCAGAACGCCUGGCCUUUCAUGGAGCCUGUGAAGAAAACAGAGGCUCCUGGGUACUAUCAAGUGAUUCGCUUCCCCAUGGACCUCAAGACAAUGAGUGAACGCCUAAAGAGCCGGUACUACACGACUCGCAAGUUGUUCAUGGCGGACAUGCAGCGCAUCUUCACCAACUGUCGUGAAUACAACCCACCAGAGAGCGAGUACUACAAGUGUGCCAACUUACUUGAGAAGUUCUUCUACACCAAAAUCAAAGAAGCAGGCCUCAUUGAGAAGUAGGAGAAGAAGACGUUUCUCCUUGACAGAGGAUGAGACAGACCUUAAAACUAGUGGUCAAGGCGAGGAUAUAGUGUGUUGAUGAUUCAAAUGACAGCUGUGUGCAGAGACAAGCCAAGGAUAGGACUACUGAUUCUGGAGCAGUUAGGUUUCAGGAAGGUGUGGAAGGUCCACACAGGUCUCAGAUCGGCACUCUCAAUGUUUGAUGCAUGCAGGCAAAGAUCCUGAAUCAGUACCAUUUACACUGAACAAACGGCCACAAGGGAAGGUCUCACUGACAACCAGCGAGUCUGUUGCUGAGAAGAAACAAAAAAAGCUUGUGUCUUCAUAUUUCAUUAGAAAUCCCAGGGUGCCAUGGAAAGAGAGGACAGUGGAAGCUGAAAUAGGAAAACAUACUAAAUAGGGCUUAUUUUUCGGAAGGGUACGACAGCUGACUGCGGUAUAACUUCAUCUCUCCUUUCAUAUCCGGCCGCUUUGAACGGCGACAUCCUCUCAGUUGACUCAGGUAGAUUUGUCAUGAGCAGCAUAGACAUCUACUGUGUGUUACAUCACUACACUAGUGUUACCUUUACGGACUGUGAUUGAGAAUAGAUUUUCCUGUCUAUAUAAUCUCGUACCUGUGAGUGUGCACGGCAUCAAUGAGGUCAAAGUUUGUCUGUGAUGAGUUCAUCCUGCCAAAAGAGGAACACAUACUUUAAAUUUGUAUGGACUUAUCAUUUUAAAGCACUUAUACCCAUUGUAUAUUUUAAAUGUGUAUAUAACAUAUAUUUUAUGUUUCAGAACUAAAUAAUCUUUUUUUAGUAAAAGCCACCAAGGGCAGUUUGUCUAUCAAAAUGCACUUUUAUUUUUCCAAGUAUUAGUUAACAUAAAUUAGAGCAUUUGUCUUCUUCAGAUUUUGUUUGACAUAUAAAUUACGGCUGUUGACCAAGAGCUAAUUUAAUUACCUGGAGUUUAUUCUUAUUUAUGUGCUGUAAUUUAAAAAGAAUUAUGCUAAAGACAAGGUUAAUUUAUUUUCUUAUUUUGUCCUGCAGAUGGAGAUUGAACUUUAUACUUUGGAGAUAAAUGAAAAGAUUGUGCAAUACUAUGUAGUUUUGCUGUUUUGUAAAAAAGGUGUUUGUACUUUUCAAACUUUAGGAAAAAUACAUUUUGUAGUGUCUGGAAAAAAUUACUUCAUGCUCUUUGUACAACUGGUUUUAAUGACAUAGUGUUACCCUAUUUUAUAGACUGAAUAAAAGAGAAGUGGGGUUAA
Solea senegalensis (Senegalese sole) is the source of this 3748-nucleotide messenger RNA. It is a transcript of the gene kat2b, whose product is annotated as K(lysine) acetyltransferase 2B. Gene Ontology annotation, cellular component: nucleus; histone acetyltransferase complex. The transcript is spliced from 18 exons. The record is from RefSeq and is a predicted model, not a curated record. The coding region runs from base 124 to 2502 and encodes 792 amino acids. Gene Ontology annotation, biological process: positive regulation of transcription by RNA polymerase II; chromatin remodeling. NCBI's taxonomy places the organism in Eukaryota, Metazoa, Chordata, Actinopteri, Pleuronectiformes, Soleidae. Gene Ontology annotation, molecular function: protein binding; histone H3 acetyltransferase activity.